GAAAGCCCUUUUUCUUACUUUCGCAGCGACGGUGGCCCAGAUUUAGAGGCUUCUUCCACCACCACCACCACUAUCAACCGCUUUUUUCUUCUUCCUCCUCUUCGCUCCUAAAAAAUUCUCUUCCUCUCUCCGCAUCAAAACUCUGUUUUGCUCUCCUGUGCAGAAACUAAUACUAUAAGCAGCAAGAAUAAAAGGCUAAGUAGUUUUGUGGGAAGACCCUUCUAAUACAAGGUUCAAUUUUGAAUUCUAGAGAGCUGAUAUAUUUUACUUAUAGCAUAUGUCUGAGGCUGAGAACAUGGGUGUUUCUCCAUCACAAGUUAGUUCUCAAACUAAAAGUUACUCUUGCCCUUCACAAACUAAACUGGAAAAUACUCAUGAAUUAACUGCUGAAUACAACUGUGGUGGAUAUUCGGAAGAGAAACAUAAGCUUGAGUCUGAAAUCAUACAAAUUGAAGCCGGAGAUAGCGGUACUUUUGAUGAAGAUGUAACAAACAAUUCUUUUACUGAUUUGGAUCCACCUCCCGAAGAUGCCAGGGGUGCUACUUUUGAUGAAAGUUCAAGACCUAUACUAACUGCUAUAGAUCAGAAACUCGAGCCAGGUGCUAGAAGUGUGAAUACUGCGUGUACGCAUGGUGAAUCAUCAAAAGCAACUGACUCUGGUAAUCUACAGGAUGAACCUGGAAAUAUCAAUGCUGCAUCAUCAAGCUGCAUUGCUAAUGAAACCUCACAAGCAUCACUUGAAAAUCUAGCCAAUAAUUCUUGUACUGAAGAUGUGGGUCCGCCGCAUGGAGAUGCAAGCAAGGGUAACCAGAUUGAUAAAAGUUCAUACCCUCAACAAACUAUAUUUGGACAUACACUUGAGUUACUUUCUGACAGAGCUUGUUGUGAACCAUCAGAAGAAAGACAGAAGCCUGGAUCUGAACUUUCAGAAAAUGAUUCAACGGGAAUUGACACUGAAUUAUAUAGUGGCAUUGCUAUCAAGAAUUCAGAGCCGCUUACUCAACUUGUGACCAAGAGUUCUCCUAUCAAACAUGCAGGCUUGCUUCCUGGUGACAGUAUCAUCAUUCCUGCAAAUGAACAAACAAGACCAACUCAUGAUGAUGAGGACAAAGGCCCAGAUAAUGAACAUUUGGAAACACCAUCUAGAGUUGCGAUUGGUAUUACUAGACGCGGUAGACCUAGUGGUAAGAGUGCUUCAAGAUUGUCAAGGAAGAUAUAUAUGUUAAGAUCUUUGAGAAGUAGUGAUAGAGUUCUCCGGUCAAGAUCACAAGAGAAACCUAAAGCUCCUGAAUCAAGUAAUAAUUCAGGUAAUGUUAAUUCCACUGGUGAUAAAAAAGGGAAAAGAAGGAAAAAGAGAAGAGGAAAAAAUAUUGUGGCUGAUGAAUAUUCCAAAAUCAGGGCACAUCUUAGGUACUUAUUGAAUCGGAUGAGCUAUGAGCAAAGCUUGAUCACUGCUUAUUCCGGGGAAGGCUGGAAAGGACUUAGCCUAGAAAAGUUAAAGCCCGAGAAGGAGUUGCAGCGAGCCACAUCUGAAAUUACCAGACGCAAAGUGAAAAUAAGGGAUUUAUUUCAACAUAUUGAUUCUCUGUGCAGCGAAGGAAGGUUCCCAUCAUCUUUAUUUGAUUCUGAAGGACAGAUUGACAGUGAGGAUAUAUUCUGUGCAAAAUGUGGGUCCAAAGAUUUGAAUGCUGAUAAUGAUAUUAUACUAUGUGAUGGUGCUUGUGACAGAGGAUUUCAUCAGUUCUGUUUGAUACCACCAUUGUUAAGAGAAGACAUUCCUCCUGAUGAUGAGGGCUGGUUAUGCCCUGGAUGUGAUUGCAAAGUUGACUGCAUUGGCUUGCUUAACGAUUCUCAAGGAACAAAUAUAUCUAUCAGUGAUAGCUGGGAGAAAGUUUUCCCUGAGGCUGCCACCACAGCGUCUGGACAAAAACUGGAUCACAACUUUGGACCAUCUUCUGAUGAUUCUGAUGAUAAUGAUUAUGAUCCUGACGGUCCAGAUAUUGAUAAGAAGAGUCAGAAGGAAGAAUCGAGCUCUGACGAAUCUGACUUCACUUCUGCAUCUGAUGAAUUCAAGGCCCCCCCUGAUGGCAAAGAGUACUCGGGGCUCUCUUCUGAUGAUUCAGAGGAUGAUGACUAUGAUCCUGAUGCUCCAGUUCUUGAGGAGAAGCUGAAGCAGGAAAGUUCAAGUUCUGAUUUUACAUCAGACUCUGAGGAUCUUGCUGCCACUAUUAAUGGUGAUGGGUUGUCUUUAGAAGAUGAAUGCCGCAUGCCUAUUGAACCUCGUGGAGUUUCUAAUGGGAGGAAAUCUAAAUUUGAUGGAAAGAAGAUGCAGUCUUUAAACAGCGAGCUUUUAUCCAUGCUAGAACCAGAUCUGUGCCAAGAUGAGUCAGCAACUGUUUCUGGAAAAAGAAAUGUUGACAGAUUGGACUACAAGAAGCUCUAUGAUUUUAAUUUCGUGUUUCUGUGCUCUGUAAAGGAAACGUAUGGAAACAUUUCUACUUCAAGUGAUGAUGAUUACACUGAUACUGUUGGGCCAAGGAAGAGGAGGAAAAAUACUGGAGAUGUUGCUACAGUGACAGCAAAUGGAGAUGCCUCUGUUACUGAGAAUGGAAUGAAUAGCAAGAAUAUGAACCAGGAAUUAAAGGAGAACAAACGUAAUCCUGAGAGAGGAACUUGCCAAAACUCGAGCUUUCAAGAAACAAAUGUUUCCCCAGCUAAAUCAUAUGUUGGUGCAUCUCUAUCUGGUUCUAGUGGUAAAAGCGGUAGGCCCUCUGCUUAUAAAAAACUUGGAGAGGCUGUAACUCAGAGACUGUACAGUUACUUCAAGGAAAAUCAGUAUCCAGACCGAGCUGCAAAAGCAAGCUUGGCAGAAGAGCUAGGAAUUACUUUUGAGCAGGUUAACAAGUGGUUUGUGAAUACCCGUUGGAGCGUCAACCAUUCAUCAUCUACAGGUACAAGUAAAGCUGAAAGUGCUUCUGGAAAAGGUAGCUGUGAUGGCCAAGUGAGGGAUAGUGAAUCGAAGAACCGAAAGAGCAAUAAACAAAAAACUAACACCCUGAAAUCUAGGAGAUAAUGUGAAGUAGAUUAUUGAACAUCUUUUAUGGAAACAAGAAUGGAGAAAGCAGUUCAUUUACCCCGAAGCUCUUUAGAUUCAGGUUUGUUCGACAAGAAGGAAAGAUUUUGGUUGGGAAAUCAAUUUUAUUCUAUGCUCCUUGUAGACGAACUGACCAUUUACCUUCUGCAAGAGCAAGAUGUUAGGAGAUGAUAUGCUGGUUUUAUUGUGAAGGAUUAACUCUGCCAUGAAGGUGACCAAUGACGCCACUGCUGUACUGUAAUUGGUGAUGUGCUCACUGCUCCAGCUUUCUUUUUUAAGUAAGUUGCCUUUUUUAAAAAACAUUCAACUCCAUUCACAAGGAUUCUUACACAAAAAAAAGUUGAGCGAGUCCAGCUCGUCAUCAAUUCCUUUAUUUUUAAAUUUGUAAUGAGCAUUAAAAUUUGUUCGCUACGUUAAAUCUGUAAGCCACGAAUUUAUGAACAAUUGCUUUACUUGUA
This is a messenger RNA of Populus nigra (black poplar), 3552 nucleotides long. RefSeq names its product homeobox protein HAT3.1-like. Gene Ontology annotation, biological process: chromatin organization; regulation of DNA-templated transcription. Bases 278 to 3073 code for a protein of 931 amino acids. NCBI's taxonomy places the organism in Eukaryota, Viridiplantae, Streptophyta, Magnoliopsida, Malpighiales, Salicaceae. The transcript has 9 exons. The record is from RefSeq and is a predicted model, not a curated record. Gene Ontology annotation, molecular function: chromatin binding; DNA binding. Gene Ontology annotation, cellular component: nucleus.